CUUUUGCAGUCUGCAAAUAGAUAAGAGGGAAAAGUACUGGGUUAGUGUCCCGAUAACUCAGUUUGUACUGUAGUAAAAUGAUACGACGCUGUUUUAUUACUGGGAAGUGAACUGGAGGAGAAGAAUCUAGGAUGGGCUCAUUGCAGCCCAACUCCUUGAGGUCAAGCUGGGCUCUAAUGGACUUGGACCGGCAAGUGCUUACGUGCUUAAAGCCUAAAGCAAAGGAAUCAAAUACUUGCGAGACCCAGGAAGCCGUUUGAUAUCCACCAAUCGGAACCACAUAAAUGUUCGAAAAUUCAGAGUACUAUACAGGGAACGAGGUUGUCAGGAAGUAGCUUCACACGUGAUUUGAACAUACAUGUGUUAGAGAGGAUUCAUCGCUAAGGAACAAGCUCACACACAUCGCCUUGCUCAGGAUUAUGCUUAGAAGGUCUCUCUCUCACUCUCUCUCACUGUUUCUCUUAAUCGCAUUUGUAUGUUUGGAUACGAAGCGGAAAAUUGGAUCUGUUUAGAUCUGGUUUCACUACUCUUUUAAUUACACGCAAAUGAGAGAUCUGAAUGUUUCUUGUUUGUAUAGGUUUCAUGUCGCAUUGGAAUAUUUGGGAAUCUGAUGAGAUGGAUGAGGGCUUCUCUGUUGGCAGGAGAUGGGAGGACUUGGAUACUGAUAUUUUGGUCAAGAUAUUCCAGUCUUUCGAUAUUUUCCAAUUAACUUCAGGCAUUGCUCACGUUUGUAGCGCAUGGCGCUUGGCCUGCUGCGAUCCUUUGCUCUGGAAAACACUUGACCUCUCCAUGUUGAAAUCUAAUUUCAUUAAAAUCCCUUUGGAGCCUUAUGUGUAUGUGGAUGGUCGUUCUGAUAAGACAUUGACUCGGUUGUUGAAGAUAUCCUUGAAUCUCAGUCAGGGAAACAUAACAUCACUGAUUUUCCACUUCAAUUUGUAUGUAAGCGACGAGCAGUUGACUUAUACUGCUGAAAGGUGCCCACGACUUAGAAGACUUGUUCUGCCAGCAUGGAACCGAAUAAAAACGACUGGAAUAUGCAAGGCUAUACAAAAGUGGGAAGAUCUUGAGUCCUUGACAAUGCCUAGCAUAGCAAAUCCCCGUGACCUGAUUGAAAAAAUUGCCAAUAAUUGUAGGAACUUCAGUGAACUCAAGGUCAUGGGUCCUUUUGAUGUUUCUUUUGCUUCCACGCUAGCUGAAUAUCUUCCAAAACUAAAAGUUUUGAGCCUCCGUUGUUCAAUGCUAAUUAAGGAUGCGUUGAUCCUAAUGUUGGAUCGUUUGCAAUGCCUAGAAGUUCUCAACAUAUCACAUUGCCUUUUGAUAGAAACCCCUGCACCUCCUGCUCCAAGACGAAUUAUUAAGGAGCUUGAUCAAACCAUCCUAGAGAAGGCAUCCCGGUUACGUGAAUUCUUAACUUGCAUGGCAGAUUCCUGCAUUAUGUGCCAGAGGACAGAAAAUGAUGAAGGGCUCAUGCGGUGGUACAAGUACGAGGAAGGUUUGUGGAAGGCAGAUGAGGUGAGUUCUCUUUCUCUUUGAUUGGAGGAUCCUGGGGUAAUAUUUUAGUUCCUAGAAGCUAUAGGACAUGCUCCUUUUUCUUGAUUAUUGCUUUGUUUUAAUGAUAGAAACAAAAUAAAUGAUGUUUGAAUGGAUGUAAUUAAAAAGCUCUCAUCACAUCCUCUCAGUGGCUGGUCAUGGAGAGGGGUCUGAGGAUUUGCUGAUAAUCUGUUUCUUUUGCAGAGAUAUCCUUGUAAUUGUAGCGAUAAUGUAUAUAUGGUAAAUUAUCCCUUUCUGUUGUUCCCA
Manihot esculenta (cassava) is the source of this 1797-nucleotide messenger RNA. RefSeq names its product F-box/LRR-repeat protein At3g48880. The transcript is spliced from 3 exons. Gene Ontology annotation, molecular function: protein binding. The record is from RefSeq and is a predicted model, not a curated record. The coding region runs from base 559 to 1533 and encodes 324 amino acids. Lineage: Eukaryota; Viridiplantae; Streptophyta; Magnoliopsida; Malpighiales; Euphorbiaceae.